UUAGAUCCUUGCAACGUCAUGCAGUGUCACAACAAUGGAAUUUGCCAAACAGAAAAUGGUGUGCCAGUUUGUAAGUGUGAAGGCGUUUUUACUGGGGAAUUAUGUCAAGAGGUUCACGUAUGUGAUGAUAACAUUAUUUGUGACAAAGGCGGUGUUUGUCUUAAUAACGGAAGGACAGGAAUCUGCUACUACAACAACCAAAACAAUGAAUUUACAACAAACACAUCAGUCGUAGUUGUUCUCAUAGUUAUGCUUGUGUUAAGCGUUGUCAUGAAUAUUGUUGGAAUCGCUUAUUUUGUAUAUAAAAGAUAUAGUCAACGAACGAAUACCAAAGGAAGUGAUUUAAUAAAUAUGGAAGUUAGGAAAGACGGUCGAGAAUAUGACGAAGUUAUUGUGAAUACAAUUAACACAGGAGCUGGAGCAGAUUUACAAAAUCAGAAUCGAACACAAAUAACCCAAUCGCUACGUCUAAAAAAGACUGAAACAAAGGCCCAAACCGAGAAAGAUUCUUACGAAAUACCACAUACAUAUAUGUCAAUAGAUGACUUAAAACAGUUCGGGAAUGAAUGUUACACUUAUUCCAGUGACUCAUGUCCUGCAGGUCCAACUACCUGGUAUACCAACCCAACAAGAUACACCUGUAGUCGUCCUAGUUGCUACUCAGGCGACACCUGUACUAAAGGAAAUUCCUGUAUAUUGAACCCGUGUUCAAGUAAUCAGCAUUGCACACUUUACACCAAUCCGGAUACGUACACUUGUACCUGUCUCAUUGGAUACACAGGUGAUGACUGUAGCACCUAUGAUG
This is a messenger RNA of Anneissia japonica, 805 nucleotides long. RefSeq names its product neurogenic locus notch homolog protein 2-like. The transcript is spliced from 7 exons. Lineage: Eukaryota; Metazoa; Echinodermata; Crinoidea; Comatulida; Comatulidae. The annotation marks the transcript as partial. The record is from RefSeq and is a predicted model, not a curated record.